This is a messenger RNA of Homarus americanus (American lobster), 1269 nucleotides long. RefSeq names its product basic salivary proline-rich protein 2-like. The record is from RefSeq and is a predicted model, not a curated record. Lineage: Eukaryota; Metazoa; Arthropoda; Malacostraca; Decapoda; Nephropidae. The transcript has 8 exons. The coding region runs from base 1 to 1269 and encodes 422 amino acids.
AUGGUGGCCAUUAAAUGUCCAUCCAUUCCUGAGCUUCCUGGAGAACAGAGCGGUGCAACGCCCCUGGGGCCCCUCUCAGGGGCAUUGGAGAGAUUAAAGGCCCCUCCCAGAGGAGGCAGCAUCCCAGGCCAUUCCAGGGACGCCGGUGUCCAGGGGUCCUCACAGGGAAGGCGUAAGCAAGGGGCCGUCCAAGGGCGGCCAACACGCAGGGCCACUUUCAGGGCGGCAGCGAACAAUGGGGCCCGACCAGGGGCGGCAGUAACCUCCAGGGAUCCUCCCCAGCGAGGGCGGGCGACCCCAGGGGUCCUCACACAGGAAGACGGCACCCCAGCGUGCUCUCAGCGUGGCGCCUCUGGGACCUUCCAGGUUCCGCCAAUAGAGAACAGAGCAGGAGGCAGCGCCCCCAGGGGCCAUUCCAGGGACGUCAGGAAACCAGGGGUCCUCACAGGCGGUGCUGCAAGGGCCGUCCAAGGGGCGUACACAACACGCAGGGCCACUUUCAGGGGCGGCAGCGACUCACGGGGGCCUGACCAGGGCGGCAGUAACCUCCAGGAUCCUCCCAUGGUGGGGCGGCGACCCCUAGGGGUCUCACAGAAGAUCGCACCCCAGCGCUCUCAGGGGCGGGCGGUGCUCGACCUUUCCAGGUUCCGUGGUGACCAUAGUCCUCUCAGGUGCAACGCCCCCUGGGGGCCCUCUCAGGGCAUCGGAGAGCUUAAAGGGCCCCUCCCAGAGAGGAGGCAGCGUCCCCAGGGGCCGCUCCAGAGGCCUGCCGGUGAAACCAGGGUCUCACAGAAGGUGGAUCUCCCAGGAGACGCAAGUGGCGACCCCAGGGGUCCUCAAGAAGACAGCACCCCAGCGGCUCCUCUCAGGGGCGGCGGCGCUCUCUGGGACCUUCCCAGGUUCCGUGGUGACCAUAGUCCUCAGGUGCGGCUGUCGUCCCCAUACACCACCCAGGGCUACGGUGCUCAAACAACUGUCCCAGGGGCACUACAGGGAAGCGCGACAGACCCUCUCGCUUACCAUACUUCAGGUGAAAUGCCCCUGGGGCCCUCCUUCAGGGGCCGGAGAGACAAAGGCCUCCCAGAGGAGGCAGCGCCCCCAGGGGCCAUUCCAGGGACGUCAGAAACCAGGGGUCCCUCACAGAAGUACUGCAAGGGGCCGUCCAAGGGGCGGCCAUUAACACGCAGGCCCUUUCAGGGGCGGCAGCGAACAAUGGGGCCCCACUCAGGGGCGGCAGUAACCUCCAGGGAUCCUCCCAGCGAGCGGUGA